This is a messenger RNA of Annulohypoxylon maeteangense, 1242 nucleotides long. RefSeq lists its product as uncharacterized. NCBI's taxonomy places the organism in Eukaryota, Fungi, Ascomycota, Sordariomycetes, Xylariales, Hypoxylaceae. The transcript has a single exon. The record is from RefSeq and is a predicted model, not a curated record. Bases 1 to 1242 code for a protein of 413 amino acids.
AUGGCAUCGCGACAACCCCAAUACCGACAAUAUGGCGGCUCAGUAGAGCGCUUACCCCUUCACAAUGGGUCUACGCUGGCGUAUGACUCAAAUAGUAGUGUGAAGGAUGUCAGACUACAUGAAUCAGCGUCGAAUAAAGGGGUUGACCGAACGCUACGACGUGUUCCUAAGGACGCGAAGUUAUCGAGCUCUUUCGGCAAUUGGCUAGGACGAUACAAGGCCAAGAAAGGAGAGAACCUGGAUCGGAUCCGUAUUAGUGACCCAAUGCCAAUACAACAAACACCGUCACGCCCUAAACGUUCAUCUUAUACACCUGAGUUGGGUAACGGGUCCCACGAGCUCCUCAGAUCAGCAGCACCGAAGCCUCCACCAAGAGAUGUAGAGAUUAAACGAGAGAAUCUUGGCGGCUGCCACGAAGCAUUGAGGUCUCACCCUAUUGCUCCACAACCCUCGCCUAAAGAACGAAAUGUUGCUACUCGACAGACGCCCCUUAAGCAUACAGCUAAGAGCGGAAACUCGAAAGCCGUAGCACACGAUGAACCUCGGACUAAGGGGACCACUAUGGAGCCCCGGCAGAAGACAGAUGUUAAAACUGAGCGGCGAAAGGGCCGGAUUUUCUUAGAUACAACAGACAUGUACGAAUUUCCCAACCCAGACACCUUUGAAAGUAGCGAGGAGAAUGACGACGACGGUCAUAUUUGGGAAGAUGCUGGUUUUGACGAUCCCCAACCAGUUACCAAAAAUGAAUCUGCACCGAAGAUUACUAUUACGCAACCAAGCGAUGACGGAUACAGCUCGAUGAAGAGCGAAGAAACCCCUCAGCGACUACUUGGUGUUGAUGAUUGUUAUAAAGUCCUUUACGAAGGGCAAACCAAGGAGAUGCGUGGACUACGUAAUACUCUGCGCUACUUGGUGCCGUUGGCAUGGCUUAUUGCAGAUGCGGAAGGCGUUGAUCCGAAUGAUAUAGAUGCGUUGGAGGGCGCACUCAAGACCAUCAUCGCAGAUCGAGAGAAACUUUUUGAUCUCUUUCCCCUGGCUCAGGUAUUGGCUGAAGACCAGAAGGUGGAUAUUGACGACUUCAAGGCACUUCCCAGAGCUCUCCAGAAUGUUAUGGCAGACCGCGAUAAUGCAAGGCGGAUGGCCGACUACCACAGGAUGGCUAGUCGGAGACUCGAGGGGAGGAUUGCAAAAUUGGAGAGAGAAAGAGAUAGCGAGGACAAUGAAGAAUACCAGUGGUUGUAA